GGGUCGCGCCCCCGAGGUCCCUGGGUGGGAGCCUCGACCUCUCGGCCUCGGAUCGCGCAGCCCGAAGAUGUCGCGGUGACCGAAGUGGCCCCUUCGCGACGCCGUAGGCCCGGCGGGCCGUGCGCGUGUGAGCUGGGGCGGCGGUUUGUGUGGGCUUGCUGGGCCGGCCGCGGGCGCCGGGCUGCGGCGCUGCGGGGCUGCGGGUCACCUGGCUCGCCCCGCCGCUCCGGGCGGGCGCGCCUAUGGCGUUUCGAAGGUGACGCUGCCCGCACUGACUACGCGGCGGAGGAAACACCUAUGAACCCUUCGGCGACCUUCCUCACCCGGCGCCAGGACAUUGGGUCAGAAGUUGAGGUUUCCACUAUUGAAAAGCAACGGAAAGAACUGCAUCUGCUAAUUGGAGAAUUGAAAGAUCGAGAUAAAGAGCUCAAUGAUAUGGUCGCAGUGCAUCAAAGACAACUUCUUUCAUGGGAAGAGGAUCGGCAGAAAGUGUUGACUUUGGAAGAACGAUGCAGCAAAUUAGAAGGUGAACUACAUAAAAGAAGUGAAAUAAUAAAGUCACUCACGAAGAAGGUAAAAAUCCUUGAAUCUAAUCAGAAUGAAUGCCAAAUGGUUCUUCAGAAGACUCAAUUACAACUUCAAGAAAUGGCUCAAAAGGCAACCCAUGCUUCUCUCCUCUCUGAAGACCUUGAGGCUAGAAAUAACAAUCUCAGCAAUACAUUAGUGGAACUUUCUGGUCAGAUAGGACAAUUACAAGCUCGGGAACAGGCACUGACUACAAUGAUAAAGCUAAAGGACAAAGAUAUUAUUGAGGCAGUCAAUCACAUUGCAGACUGUUCAGGGAAAUUUAAGUUGUUAGAACAUGCAUUACGUGAUGCCAAGAUGGUGGAGACUUGUAUUGUGAAAGAAAAGCAAGAUUAUAAGCAGAAACUGAAAGUACUUAAGAGUGAAAUUAGUAAACUAAAAGAGGAGCUGAAUGAAAAGACAAUGGAAAAUAAUGAACAACGAGAAGAAAUCAUUCGCCUCAAACAAGAGCAAAGUUGCCUGCAUGAUGAAUUGGUUUUUACUGUGGAGAGAGAAAAGAGGAAAGAUGAGUUACUUGAUAUUGCAAAGUCAAAGCAAGAGCGUACAAACACUGAACUGCAUAAUCUGAGACAGAUUUAUGUAAAGCAACAGAGUGAUCUGCAGUUUCUUCAUUUCAAUGUGGAAAAUUCUCAGGAAUUAAUACAGAUAUAUGACUCAAAGAUGGAGGAAUCAAAGGCUCUCGAAUCCAGCAGAGACAUGUGUCUAGCAGACCUUGAAAAUCACCACCCAAGAUUCGAUGUUAAGAGGGAGAAAAAUCAGAAAUUACUGGUUAAGGACCAAAAAUUUGAGACCAUGAUGGUUCACCAAAAUACAUCAGACAAGAGCUCUUGCAAUGUAUGUGAAGAGAAGAAAUCACAGGUUAAUCCUUCAUUUGGGGAAAAAAAUAUCACUGCUAGUUCAUAUCUAUUUACCAAAGACUCAGUGGAGAAACAAAAAUCCUGGUCUCUGGAAGGAAAAAUUCAGAUUGAACCUGAAAACAAAAGUACGUUGUGCAAGAUCCAUGCAAAGUCACCAAAAGGUAAUGAAAUUGGGAUUCAGAAUGGAAAGAAACAAGUAUCUGAAGUAUCUUUAACUAAUGAAAAACAGUGGCAUGAUUUCAGUGUUUACCUGGACCUGGCCAAUUGUUCUGGUUCAAAACAACCAAAAAAGCUGGAUGUUGAAUGUCAAGAUCAGAUGGAAAGGUCUGAAGUCUUGUGUUGCCAGAAAAAUGAAGCCUGUCUGGGUGACAGUGACAUUUGUGAAGCUAAGUGCUGCCACCCUAGUAACUUCAUAAUUGAAGCCCCAGGCCACAUAUCUGAUACAGAGUGGAUGAGUAUUUUCAAGCCUUCUAAGGUGGAAAGAAUUGUUCGCCACAAAUCUGUCUGCACUUGUUCAGAAAACAUCAGUGAAACAAAAUCUAACUCCUCCACAAGUGAGCCAGUUGCCAUCCAGCAUUCCCUUUGUUUGAGUUCUUCAAAAUCUACCUUAAGAGGAGAUGAGAAUUUCAUAGAGACAGACUUCUCUUCUGAUAAAAAGAACUCACCUAAGAUUUUAUUAAUCAACAAAGAGGCAGCCUUGCCCAGUGAAAAGGAUGAUUUUUCUCCCACCAGUAAGCUUCAGCGUUUGCUGGCAGAAUCUCGUCAGAUGGUUACUGACCUGGAGCUGAGUACCCUGCUCCCCAUUAGCUCUGAGGGUGGCAGCAGCAGUGCCAGACAUAACUUAGACUUCUCAGAAGAGUCAGCUCUAAAAAGUACCCUGACAAUUGAAGAAAACAAAAGUUGACUUCAAUAUUCAGCAUGAUCACAGAAGCAGAUUGCUCAUCUGUGUGGAAGGCAGGAAGCAGACAUCAAUACCGAGUACUUAACCUUGUGAAAAAAGAGGAUUUUAAUCUUUUGUAAGCCACAUUUAAUACCAAAGGGGAGCAGAAACUGAAAUCUAGUUUUUUAACCAUCUAUGUGUUGUUUUCAAGUUAACUGUUUUCAUGGUUAAGAAAUAUAUACUUGGAAAUUAGACCUUAUUGCAUAUUGUAUAUGUACAAACUUGUAAUUAUGCUAGGGGUAAAAAAAGACUGUAAAAAUGUGGACUACAGUUAAAUACUAGAGAAGCUCUUUGAAAGUGUUAACAUAAAAUAGAGAACCCCUGCAUUUGUUAAUUAAUGGUAUAAAAUGCUAUUUUAACUAUCUGAAUUUUUUAAACCUGUGCAUGUGUUUAAAUUAGCUUAUCAGAGUUAGCUCCAAAUAUAUGAGAAAUAGUAUUCUCUCCUUUUGUGGUUUAAUCUCUGACUUUGCUGUGUAAAUAUACAUAAAAUGAAAUGAUAUAAUAUGCUUUUAACUGGAAAAUAUCUCCUUGGUGACUGACAAUUGAGGUCCUUCUGUCUAAAAGCUGAACAGAGCCCCAAAUUGUCUGGGUCUAUAGUUUUCCUUUCUACUUAUGCAAAUGAAAUCUGUUAGAAUAUCAAGUUUUAUAUGCAUUUUUUUUAACCACUAAAGAAUAAAACACUUUAGUUUUAA
This is a messenger RNA of Choloepus didactylus (southern two-toed sloth), 3074 nucleotides long. RefSeq names its product coiled-coil domain containing 62 (gene CCDC62). The transcript has 13 exons. The coding region runs from base 298 to 2346 and encodes 682 amino acids. The record is from RefSeq and is a predicted model, not a curated record. NCBI's taxonomy places the organism in Eukaryota, Metazoa, Chordata, Mammalia, Pilosa, Megalonychidae.